Talaromyces amestolkiae is the source of this 675-nucleotide messenger RNA. RefSeq lists its product as uncharacterized. Gene Ontology annotation, cellular component: membrane. The transcript has 4 exons. The record is from RefSeq and is a predicted model, not a curated record. The coding region runs from base 1 to 675 and encodes 224 amino acids. Gene Ontology annotation, biological process: mitochondrial respiratory chain complex I assembly. NCBI's taxonomy places the organism in Eukaryota, Fungi, Ascomycota, Eurotiomycetes, Eurotiales, Trichocomaceae.
AUGGUGAACAGUCUGUGGUUCAAAUGGAAAGCCCUAAAACUCCCAUGGAGGAGGUCAUGGGUUGUUGGCCAGGAUCUAUCGGGUAACACCUUCUGGGAAUUCCGCGAUGCGCUCAACGCCAACCGAAACCGUCGAAUUGUCAAAUACAACCCCAAAGCUCACUACGGAGAUGUGAAAAUAACCCCACAAUGGCACCAAUGGCUCCGAUACGUCCGCCACCAACCCCCAACCAUCGAGGAACAGCAGCGAGAUCUCGUCCGACAAGCUCAGAUCAGGAAACUUGCGCAGAUCGCAGAUGAGAAAUGGGCAGCAAAACCGUCGUUUUUGGACAAACCGAAGACUCAACAACCUACACCUGCCACGCGGACAAGUGAUCAGACUGUACCGGCAGACUCGAAAGUUCAGGGGCAGCCGGGCGUGACGAAGCAGAUAAAUGGACAAGAGGAGAUUCAGCAAGAAGCUGAUCAGAGCAAAAAGACAAAAGGCCUUGCAGCAAAUGUCCCCACAGGUCCGGGAGAGAAGUGGCAACCAGAAGCGUGGACGCCAGACGAAAGUUCCCGUGUUGAUGCUACAUUAUCAUCGAAAUUGGAGUGGCAACAGACGACCCGUCGUUUAACGGGCAGUAUCCAGACGGAUAUGUAUUUUUUACCUGUAUAUACCAAGACUGGCAAGUGA